Malus domestica (apple) is the source of this 1387-nucleotide messenger RNA. Its product is annotated as senescence-specific cysteine protease SAG39-like. NCBI's taxonomy places the organism in Eukaryota, Viridiplantae, Streptophyta, Magnoliopsida, Rosales, Rosaceae. The record is from RefSeq and is a predicted model, not a curated record. Gene Ontology annotation, cellular component: lysosome. Gene Ontology annotation, molecular function: cysteine-type endopeptidase activity.
CAUAUCCUUUACCAAAAUCCAGCUUGCUCCUACCACGCUAGCUAGCUACCCAUGGAGAUCCUAAACCUGCAGCUAUGGAAGUAUAUGUGCUUGGGCUUGAUCCUCAUGUUGGGAGCUUGGUCUUCUCAAGCCACUUCUCGCAGUCUGAAGGAUACAUCAAUGUACGGGAGAUACGAGCAAUGGUUGGCUCGUUAUGGUCGCGUAUAUAACGACAUCAAUGAGAUGGAAACUCGUUUCAAGAUAUUCAAGGAAAAUGUGGCGUUUAUAGAAUUUUCUAAUAAAGAUGCAAACAAACCUUACAAAUUAAGCGUCAAUCAAUUUGCAGACCUUACAAAUGAAGAGUUCAAAACCUCAAGAAAUGGAUUCAAGGGCCAUGAAUGUUCCACGAAGACGACUUCUUUCAAAUAUGAAAAUGUGACUGCUGCUUUGCCAGCAACAAUGGACUGGAGAAAGAAAGGAGCUGUAACCCCCGUUAAGGACCAAGGCCAAUGUGGAUGCUGUUGGGCUUUUUCAGCAGUUGCCGCCACCGAAGGUGUUACACAGCUUACAACUGGUAAAUUGAUCUCUUUGUCUGAGCAAGAGCUCGUUGAUUGUGACACCGCUGGUGAAGACCAAGGUUGUGAGGGUGGCUUAAUGGACGAUGCGUUUCAGUUCAUCCAACAAAAUCACGGGAUUAGCACAGAAACUAAUUACCCCUACAACGGUGUUGAUGGUACAUGUAACACCAAGAAGGAAGCCAUCAUUGCAGCCAAGAUAACUGGCUUUGAGGAUGUGCCUGCAAAUAGUGAAAAGGCCCUUCUAACCGCUGUUGCUCAUCAACCUGUUUCCGUUGCCAUCGAUGCUAGCGGUUCCGACUUCCAAUUCUAUUCAAGUGGUGUCUUCACUGGAACUUGUGGAACGAGUCUUGACCAUGGUGUUACCGCUGUUGGAUAUGGCGUGAGCGAGGAUGGGACUAAGUAUUGGCUAGUGAAGAACUCAUGGGGUGCAGAAUGGGGCGAAGCUGGGUACAUAAGAAUGCAAAGAGAUGUUGCCGCACCUGAAGGACUUUGUGGGAUUGCUAUGUCUGCCUCUUACCCCACAGCUUAGUUAAUUAAAUCAAUGCCUACUAGGUGUUUUCCUUGUAAGUAGUCUGAUAUGUGUAAAAUAUUUAUAAGAUAAUUAUUGGGUAUUUCUCAUCUUAACUUAAUACUCGCUCCCUUGGUGAUCUGGUUUUCAAGAAUUCAUGAUCACACUCUUAGAUUUAUUAAAGAUUAAAAUUAAACACCCAAAGACCACAUUUGUUCUCCAUCUUGGUCACCCGGUGACCGAAAGAACAUAUGAUCCAAGUUGGGAUUGCCCUCCCACUAAUCAAAAGAAUUGCUUUCAAACAUCCAUUCAGGCAGCUGUU